AUGUACCUUUUAAAACUGCGUGGUGGAGUCGUGUUUCCCUCACGAAUUUACUGCACGCAUCAAGUGCAGAAGAGAUUCUACCUCAUAAAAAGCGACAAGAAGAAAGAUGAGGAAAUCGAAGACGUCGAGUUGGUACCGAUAUUUGAACACGACCAGGUGACACAGAAGGCGUCGCUGCCGAAAGUCGUCUCAGAGCAACAACACGGCUGUGAUUGUGAUGAACCGCUGUCUAAGCAUUUGAUGAACACUGUGGGUGGGACACCCUACCGCGUUAGCUGGUAUGAGUUUCAAAGUGUCAGUCCGGCUAAGCAGUUUGUGUACUGGGCGUACCGGCGACUUCGCGACCUUCCACCGGAAUGGCAGGAGUAUUACCGCCGCAUGCUGUACCAGGAGGUCGCUGCCAGCCGCUACGUGAACCAAACCUGGGAUUGCUUUUUGAUGGUCGUCGAUGGGUAUCGUAAAGCAAAAUGGGUCUUGCGAAAAUACGGUGUGAAAGUCGACGAGAGUCUGAUUCCGCGGCCUUACAACAAUUUUUGGGAGGAAACAACACACGAAGAGCGGGUUUGGGCACAUCGUCGAUCGCACCAAAUGAAAGAGCUACAGGCCAUGCAACGCGACGACGACGAGAUCGUUUUUGGUGCGAAUGUUAUGGACAGAAAGGAGGUGUCGUAUUCCUCUAUGAAAAAUUUGCAAACGGGUAUGCAAGGCGGCACUCCAAUUCACGCUCAUGAUCUAUCCGCGCCGAAGGAGUCAGACCUCACCAUGUCGCGCCAGGACGAAGAAAUGAGCAGUGCCCUCAUGUCAAGCAUCGAGGACGACAAAUUGUGGAAUCCAGUUCUCAAGUCACGGCUGCAUACGCGGCGACAGCGAGACGAAGUCGAGCUUUAUGCCUUUGAAGAUGACGACGAGAAUUGCGACGAUGACACUUCUGGAGCACAAAGAACACCCUAG
Messenger RNA from Leptomonas pyrrhocoris, 951 nucleotides. RefSeq lists its product as hypothetical. The coding region runs from base 1 to 951 and encodes 316 amino acids. The transcript has a single exon. The record is from RefSeq and is a predicted model, not a curated record. NCBI's taxonomy places the organism in Eukaryota, Euglenozoa, Kinetoplastea, Trypanosomatida, Trypanosomatidae.